AUGUCUCACCCUCUCGCUAUCCUCUCCAUCGAGGAGACAAAUCUCGCCCGCGAUGUGGUCAAGUCCCUCCACCCUGGUGUUGUGAUUGACUUUCGGGAGAUCUUCUUACAAGAGCCGCCAAAGGCUCAACUGGUGGACUUUCUCGCAAUUGAACACGCGGGACGAUUGAGCCCGACUACCCCCAGACCUGCGCGUCUAGCUCUGUGUCAAUACGAUGUGAUUGGACCCGAUCGUAUUCCCCAGUUUCACGAGUCUGUCAUCGAUGUUGUUUCUCAAUCACGGGUCAAACACACCGUGGUGGGGAAAGAACAUCAUGCCAGUUUGACCUUGAGCGAAUUUGACGUUCUCGUCGAUCGGUGCAUGAAGUCCCCUCUUUUCCAGAAAGCUCUGUCCGAGUUCGACCUCCCCUCCGGGUUUGAAGUUGUCAUUGAGCCAUGGCCAUAUGGCGGGCUCGAUCAUACCGAUGAGAACAAACGUUUCUUCCAAGGACUUUGCUUUGCUCAAGACAAAAGAUCUGGCAAUGAAGACUCUAACUUCUAUUCUUUCCCAUUGCCCAUCAUUCCUGUGAUGGAUGCCCAUACUCAAGAGAUUAUCCGAGUAGAUCGACCAGCUACCGGUGGAAAAGGGGACGGGCUCCUUGAGCAAACAUUCAAGAGAGAUAUCAUUGGGCAUUGCAAGCCGUCUGAAUACGUGCCAGAGCUUUUGCCGGAAGGAACCCGCAAAGAUCUUAAGCCACUGAAUGUGAUCCAACCUGAAGGUCCAUCUUUUCGAGUGACGAACGAAUCGCUUGUGGAAUGGCAGAAAUGGCGGUUCCGUGUCGCUUUCAAUCCGCGAGAGGGAGCUACAAUUCAUGAUCUAUCGUACAACGGACGCAGUGUCAUGCAUCGACUGGCAAUAAGUGAAAUGACCGUCCCUUACGCCGAUCCUCGACCCCCUUUCCAUCGAAAACAGGCAUUUGACUUUGGUGAUGGCGGUGGAGGAAAUAUGGCCAACAACCUCUCCCUCGGCUGCGAUUGUCUCGGGGUGAUCAAAUACUUCGAUGCAAUCAUCACGCAGGCUGACGGUACAGCUCAAAAGCUGCCAAACGCAAUUUGCCUUCAUGAGCAGGAUAACGGGAUUGGUUGGAAACACUCCAACUGGCGCACCGGUCGUGCAGUCGUGACACGAAACCGGGAGCUAGUUGUCCAGUUCAUCAUCACGCUGGCGAAUUAUGAAUACAUAUUCGCUUACAAGUUUGAUCAGUCUGGAGGGAUUAUCAUCGAGGCCCGCGCUACUGGCAUUCUAAAUGUCGUCAAUAUCGACGCUGGCAAGGUCAGCGAAUAUGGAAAUGUGGUCUCCGGUGGUGUGUUAGCGCAAAACCAUCAGCACAUAUUCAAUAUACGGAUUGAUCCUUCCAUCGAUGGGCCAAACAACUCUGUCGUUGUGGAGGAAUCUCACCCGGUCGCGAUGAAUGCGGUCACCAAUCCCAACGGAAACUUCUAUCAAGUCACUAAGAAAACGGUAGAGCGUGCAUCAUGGAUUGAUGCAGCUCCACAGCUUAAUCGCACCAUCAAAAUGAUCAAUCCCAACAAGACCAAUCCCGUUAGUGGUAAUCCAGUGGGCUACAAAUUCAUCCCGCUGGCAACUCAGACCCUGCUUGCCGAUCCGGAGUCGGUGCAGGCGCGCCGCGCUCAAUUUGCCCAGCAUCAUGUCUGGGUGACGAAGCAUCGGGACGGGGAGCUUUACGCCGGCGGUCGGUACACGCUACAAAGCCAGACAGAAGUGGAAGGUGUGGCGGAUGCAGUACGCCGCGGGGAAUCCGUUGUCGACACAGACGUGGUUGUCUGGAAUUCCUUUGGUAUCACCCAUAAUCCCCGGGUAGAGGAUUGGCCUGUGAUGCCGGUUGAAAUAUUCCAACUCAUCAUUCGACCCGCGGACUUCUUCGCAGCCAAUCCCUCCCUUGACGUCCCAUCCAGCAAAAAUGGAUCGUCGCGACUUGCCGACGCAGACUGUUGCCGUAAAUCCCAUAUUUGA
Molecule: messenger RNA, 2013 nt
Organism: Penicillium brevicompactum
Lineage: Eukaryota; Fungi; Ascomycota; Eurotiomycetes; Eurotiales; Aspergillaceae
Product: putative copper amine oxidase
Exons: 4
Coding region: 1-2013 (670 amino acids)
Biological process (GO): amine metabolic process
Molecular function (GO): copper ion binding; primary methylamine oxidase activity; quinone binding
Source: RefSeq, a predicted model, not a curated record